This is a messenger RNA of Salmo salar (Atlantic salmon), 6001 nucleotides long. The record is from RefSeq and is a predicted model, not a curated record. Lineage: Eukaryota; Metazoa; Chordata; Actinopteri; Salmoniformes; Salmonidae.
AUAAUUAGUUUGAAUCACUUUCUUUGGUUGGAUAGGAUUAUGAAGGUCUGCUAGGGUUAUGAAACUUGUUCCAGCAAUUCAGUGGCAAGUUGUAAAUGAAGACUAAGCAAAAUUGUGCUGUUUAGAAAGAGAACCUGAGUAGUUUCUCUAACUUUCUGUGCUGGCUGGCUUGGUCCUUUGACCAGUCUCAGUGAUUCAUGAUCAACUGUGCUGAAAAUUGUCUUUAACUAGGCCACCUGACUUGUCUUGUUGUUGGCAGUAAAAUGUUGUCAUGUUUUAUUGUCGGAUACACCGGAUAGGUGCAGUGAAAUGUGUUGUUUUACAAUGUCAUCCACAGUAGUACGGCACCCCUGGAGCAAAUGAGGGUUAAGUGCCUUGCUCAUGGGCAAAUCGGCAGAAUUUUUUAAAAACUUGAAGAAAAAAAAAUUCAUUGAAGCUACAGCCAGUUCUCCAUCCGAAUUAUAUUAUUAUACCUUUAUUUCAACAAGGAACACAGACUGAGACCAAGGUCUCUUUUACAGCUGGGCCCUGCGUAUACAUGUUUACACAUACAGUUCAGGUACAAUGAUUAAGAAACUACACAAGACAAACAAAACUAUCACAGAGGACACAAAAAUACAGCAGCAGAUGGUUACAGUUACACAGGUUAUUCCCCUAACAGCACUAGAACUUGCAUUACCUGAAGCAGUUACAAGCAAUACAAAAAGAAAAAUCCUCCAAUUAAUUUUUAAAAUGGGCAAGGGGGACAAGAGUCACAAGUUUAAGUUUAGUCUGCAGGCUAUUCCAUAGGCAAGGAGCGUAACAGGAAAAGGCAGCCAUACCCAACUCUGGAAAUCGCAUGGGCCUCUAGUGUAAUCCAUGCUUGAGACCUGGUUUUAGGAAUUAUAAUUAACCACGCUCAACCGUCUUACUGUCACCAAACUGAUUUUAAAAGCCUAUUUUCCCCCAGUAAAAUAAGUUGAUGUUAUCCAUUUUACAUGUUUUCUGGCAGUGUCCCAGUCCAGCUGUAGUGUUUGGAACAAAUGUGAUGGCAACCCCAUAGGACUGUGUUUGUAUAUAAUUACACCUGUUUCCGAUAUAAGCACACAUCCCCCAUUACACCUGUCUCCAGAUAUGAUGGGUACACAAACCCACAUUACACCCAUCUCCAGUUAUGAUGGGCACACAUGAUGACAUCCCCCUGGACAGUACUGCACAUAGAUUGGCUAGCUACAAUGAAGAGAGGAAUCUCCUUCGCAUCCGAGAGUGGGAGAGGCGGAACCAGGAAGCCCUCCAUGAGAAGGAGUUCUACCAGGAGGACAUUCCCCUCUUUGGGGUACCCUACAAGACAAACAAAGGAGAUGAGCUUUCCAGCCGUAUACAGAGGAUGCUGGGUAGUUAUGAAGAUGUGAAAAACCCCAACCCUCAUCUGUGUUUGGACAGUAGCUUCUCUAAUGACCCUCCAUCUCACGUCACCACAACAUAUAGGCGGCCAUCUCGCAGCCAAGACAGAGUGAAGCCUCCAUUCCAGAACACUCCUCUGCACGGGGCAGGCCAGAGUGGUAGUGGUGGUCCCUCCAUUAGCAGCCAAACUUCUCAGCCUCUGAAGAGGCUCCCUGGUCCCUCCUCCCACACCCAGUCCUCACUGGGUCUCAGUCAAGGCCAGGCCAGCCCUGAUUCCCUCCAGAGGAAAUCUGAACCCUGCCCCUGGCCAGACCUGAGGGAGUGUGCCAGUCUUACUCCGGUCCUCUCCACCCUGUCCCCCCCAGCUGAGCCCCUAUCCCCCCUACAUUCCAGUGACCCCAGCGACUCUGAGCCCCGAGACAUCCCCGACAGGCACCAAGGGUCCCCCCUGCACCCCGAGAGGCACCCGGCCUCCCUCCUGCACCCUGAAUCCCCUGUCCCAAUGGAGGGGUCCCCUCUGGAUGACCCCCAGAGAGACAUCCCGCUUCUGGCAAUCGAGGGAGCAACAACCCUGCCCUCUCAGACAUUCCCUCUACCACUGGCCUCUAAACCAAACCUGGUCAUGCCCCAGAAGCCCACAGCCUAUGUCCGGCCCAUGGACGGCCAGGACCAGGUGACCAGCGAGUCUCCGGACCUCAAGCCCUCUCCUGAAGGCUUCCAUGGACAGUCUUAUCAUGAACCUUUACCAGACUUGAAAAGCACCAAGCCCAGCAUUUCCAAACGGAAGAUUCCAUUCCAGUCUAUAGAGACUCUGUCAAAUGAAGCUCACUGUGUGGAGGACAUUCUGAGGGAAAUGACCCACUCCUGGCCUCCUCUCCUGACUGCCAUCCACACACCCAGCACAGCUGAGCCCUCCAAGUUCUCCUUCCCAGUCAAGGAAGCACAGCAUGUCCCACCUGCAUUUCCAGGACAAAAACACUAUGGAUCACCUCCACUAGCCCCUUCCUCCACACUCAUCUGUCAACAGAGCUCAUUUACGGUUGUAGCAACAAAUUCCAGUGGGGUGGAGUCAGCCAGCUCCAGUGACUCCGAGAGCAGCUCAGGGUCAGACUCAGACAGUGAGAGCAGUGAGAGUGGGACAGAGGAGGCCCCACAACCCCUCAGGGGCAGCAGCCCACCAGUACCCAAGGCUGAAGGCCCCGUGGUGACUAACUGGCAGCUGAAUAACUGGAUAAGAGUGAGCCAGCAGAACCCCAUCACAGAGAGCCAGAGUGACACUGUCCAAAGCCCUCUACCGAAACAGCAGCAGAGCCAUGACUCAGAGGAGGAGGCCAUUCCUCCCAGGGACUACAAAUCCCACACACCACCACAAUACCCAGAGUUCAGCGAUAGUGAAGCCAAACCUCCAGGCAGUGAGGACGUUGCCUGCAAGCAGCAUGUCCGCCAUAAGUCCCCGGCCGCCUCACAUGUUGGGGACAGCAGCAGCCAGAGAAAGACUGUGGGGAAUAAACACCCCUCCAGACCAGUUAAGGCUCCCCGUCCUGAGGACUCACAGGCUGGGCUGCGGGUAGAGAGUGUGGAGGUGGCCCCCCGCGACAAAGACCCCUCUUUCACAGACAGGCCUAAGGUCAAAACGAAAACCGGGCACAGCAGCAAGAGUGGCAGCGCCAUAACGGACAGUAAGAAGCCUGCCAAGCGCAACUCUUCGGAUAAGAGGAAGACUAAACAACCAGAGUCUGGAAACAGUGGUCCCAAGAUGACUCUGAUGCUGGACUGUAAGAGGGAGAGAUCUCGCAGUCCCAGCCCUGCCCGGGUGGUGGAAACCUCCGUCAGUGUCAGGAAAGAGACCCUCCUGGCCCCUCAGAAGGGUCAAAAAACGCCCCGGAGCUACUCUGCAGCUGCAGCACACCAGGCCAAACGGGAGUCCUCAGCCAAAGCCUCCAGGGCCCCCCAGGGACCUCCACAUGCCCUGCUGGUGAAGAUUGAGCUCAAUCUGCUGUCCAGGGUCCCUACCCAGGGCUCCAGGCCUUCUCAGGGAGGCCAGGAACCAACCAGCAGGAAGAGACCAAACACCGCCCCAGAGAGGGGAGACGGCGACCCUGCUUCCCCCAUCACUACCAAAGUCUGCAAAAAGAGACCGGCUGAGAAGGAUGUGAAAUCCCUGCCAAGGAAGAAGCCAAAACUGGAGAAAGAUCGCAAACACUCCUCUUCAUGUCCUGGUUCCUGCAAGUCUGCGAUGCCCAAGAACCCUGGAAAGGAGAAGGAGAGGAAGCGGUCUAAGAAGGGGACUUCUGUCCCUCUGCAAGACCCUGGGAAAGAGCCGGGGGGGCACAAGCGGCAUGCAGGGGAGGCCCCAGAGCCCAACGCUGCCUCAGCAGCCAAAAGCAGGGACAGGGAGGCCUCCACCCCCGUCAAACACAAGAAGGGCACUGGGAAACGACACACAGAGCAUUCCAAGACUGGCAAGGCCCCCAAGAGCAGCUUUGCCUUCUCUAUGCCUGCCCAGCCCACCAGGGGUUCCCUGUCCUCCAGACCCCUGCUCAAGGUCGAGGACAGGCAGCACCCAGUGGAGUAUCAUAUGAAGGAAGCCAAAAAACUCAAGCACAAAGCAGAUGCCACGUCUGAUAAGGUGGGCAAAGCUUUCAACUACCUCGAUGCUGCCAUGUCCUUUGUGGAGAGCGGCAUCGCUAUGGAAACCGAUCCCCAGACCCCGAAGUCGGCAUAUACGAUGUUCGCUGAAACCUUGGAUUUGAUAAGGUUCAUACUGAAACUGAAGGGUUCUGUGGACCCCUCUGCCCCUGUUACAGACAAGGAUUUUACAAUUUUAUGUAUGAGGUGCCAGUCCCUUCUACAGAUGGCCAUGUUUCGCUACAAAAGAGAAACAGCACUUAAGUAUUCAAGGACCCUCACGGAUCAUUUCAAGAGCUCCUCCAAGUCUGCAGCUCCCUCCCAAUGUGUCUCAAACACGGGCACACCAUCCCCCAUGUCUCCCAUGCCGUCUCCUGCCAGCACAGCCAGCUCUGGGCCAGGCUCCAACCACAGCAGUGGGGUGGGAAUGGGCAAUGUGAGCACCGUAGCCAUUCCCCAGAUCAUCCAGCAGGUGGCAUCGUCCUACGUCAACAUCACAGCACUCUUCCUGAGUGCUCACGACAUCUGGGAGCAGGCUGACGAGCUGGCACACAGAGGCAGUGGUUUGUUGUCUGAGCUGGACUCAGCUCUGGGCCAGUUGAGCCUGACCUCCACCAUGAGCUCUCUGGUGCGUCACACACGGCAGGGACUGCAGUGGCUCCGACUGGACACCCGCGAGACACAGUGACCGUUUCUCAACCCCACACAACACUACACAGCCCUCCUUACUCCUGCCUACAGUACCCAGCCCUGGAUAACCCUGUCCAGGACAUCCUAUUUGGCUUUAUUUAUUUAUUGACGGGCCAUCAGAUGAAGGCAGGAUACCAAGUCCCUCUACAAGUUGUUCACAUGGAUACAAAGUCACAUGUUUAUUACAUUUUUCUCAACUACCUAUGAAACUGAAGUUCAGAGACCCUGUGUCACACACACACUUCCUCGUCCUCUGUUGGUCACAUGGAUGGGUCCAUUAACAGAACAACUAUCACAUCCACCUCUGGAUCUCUGGAGGCAGCAGGGCCUGCUAGAGCUGUAGUUAGCUGAAUGCGACUCUCCCUUUCUGAAUAACUUGUCACACAGCCAACUGACUGGCCUGGCCACCCCUCUGGGUUAGACAGUGGGAAGGUUGGCUGAAGAACUGACUUUUGGGAGGGGUCAAAGAGUCCUCCCACCCUUCUCCUGUGGUAAUGCAAAGCAGUGAUGAUAAAAAGCUUAUUUAUUAGCCUUAUUAUAUUAUCAUUAUUACUAUUAAUAUAUUGUUUCAGUAAAAGUUUGUUUGAUCAAAAGCGGUGUCAUGGCCAAUAUUUACUUCACCUAGCUGAAAAGGCCUAUAGAACUACAGGUAUCCAUCCAUCCCAGACCCAUCUAUAAUAAUAGUAAUAAUAAUAUUGGUCAACUCCUGCAGAAUAUAACGAGUAUCUCCGCGCUCCAUAAAGUAUUUUUAAAUUGGUUUUGCCAUGGAAAAUGUACAUGCCACAAGAUGGCCCUUGACACUUUUUGUGAAUAUGUAUGUUUAUUAUUCUACCCUUUUCUCUUCAUAGGAGAUUGAAUCUACCUGCCAGGACGGGACCACUAUGUUAAUUCAGUCAUAACAGAAAUACAGUGUAUUCGGAAAGUAUUCAGACCCCUUGAGUUUUUCCACAUUUUGUUACGUUAAAGCCUUAUUCUAAAAUGGAUUACAUUGUUUUUUCCCCCUCAAUUGUUUUUUCCCCCUCAUCAAACGACACACAACACCCCAUAAUGGCGAAGCACAAACAAGUUUAUAUAAAUGUUUGCAAAUAUAUACAAUUUAAAAAACUAAUCACAUUUACUUAAGUAUGCACACCCUUUACUCAGUACUUUGUUGAAGCACCUUUGGCAGCGAUUACAGCCUUGAGUCGUCUUGGGUAUGAUGCUUCAAGCUUGGCACACCUGUAUUUGGAGAGUUUCUCCCAUUCUUCUCUGCAGAUCCUCUCAAGCUCUGUCAGGUUGGAUGGGGAGCGUCGCUGCACAG